UAUAGACAGAGUUGACCUGCAAGUUGCAACAGAUACGGACUAAUGUCAGCGACCUUCCUACAUUUUUUUGUAAUUUUUAUAUCAUUGUGUAUCUUGUCGACUCUGAUAUAUGUUAGCAGAAAACGCCCUUAUUUCGGGCUUAAUGGAGCAGCCUGGAAUAACAAUGAAAACCUAAAAUUUUCGAUUUUGACAAGGAAAACCGAGUUUGGUGAGAUUGCCACGCAGGGGAACUAUAGAAAUCAAGGUGAUGCAUAUCGCAGUAAAGCUACGGAACCAAUAAAAAAGGCAGAUAUUGUUAGCCUUUCCAGUCUAAUUAUGCAAGAAUUCAAUUUAUCUUUCAAAUCAAAGGACAAGCGCAUUUUAGGUGGCAAGUGGUUGGAUAUAUUCCCGGAAGUACGACAUAUGCUACAGGAAAUCGAAACCGGUAGACCAGCAUCUUCAAUCAAUGGUAUAACUUCGGCAAAACAGUCUGUAGUAACAUUUGACAAAAAGCGGAAAUAUUUUGAAGGAAAUACAUGGAAAGGACUGAUAAAAUCAUAUGAUCGGAAAAACAACCUGAAAUCCCAAGGCGGAGAUUAUUAUAAAGCAUCCCUUUAUCGCUCAGAGCGAAUUAUCGACGGUGGCGUGUCGUGUACUGUAAAGGACAACCAAAACGGUACAUACGGAGUGGAAUGCCCGUUACCUUGGCAAGGUAGAGGUUUUGUCCGUGUAUUUCUGCAAUCACCGAAGGAAACAGUUUAUUUAAAUAUGUUGAUCACGAGCAAAAUGAAUGAAGAAUUGAUCAUCAAAAACACUUCGUUUAUAAACUCAUUUAAACAGAGAGAAUAUUCGAUAUGCGACAUGGAUUUGCGGGAUAAAUACAACGAUUCCGAUAUAUGUGAUCAUAGUAACCUUCGCAAUGGCGAACCUUGGUUCUGUGUGAAAACUUCUUCGGGAGAAUGCCCUGCUAUAGAAAAUCAAUUGGAAAAAAUAGUCGAUAAAGACGGAGGUAAAGCAUUUCGUCGUAAUAGGUACCGUGUUGAACCUGCAGCUGUUGGAUCUGGCGAUCCGGUAGCAUUUUCCAUCAGAAAACGACCAGUGAAAAUGAAAAGAAAAUUAGAAACAUGUUCAAAGAAAAACCUCCAUCAGUGUACUUGGAUCUCAAAAAGCCACUGGAUGGUUCCGAAGGUCGAUCUUGGACAUCAUUUCAAUGUUUGCUCGGAGAAUUUGGUGACAUUACGAUUCGUUCAAUGCAUGAAGAACAAGAAGAUUUAUGUCGUUGGCGAUUCUGUUGCCUCCCAGUGGUUUAGGUUUAUGUACGGUAUAUCCCGAUCCACGGGAAAACUGUUUUCGCGUUUUGGUUGGUCAGAACCGCAAAAUACAUUUAGUAAAAUUCAUAAUAUAACAUUACAUUACCGUGGGCAUGGACCUCCGCUACAUGGACCUGGUCCACCUUUAUUUCACCCGUACAUAUCGAAUACGAUAGAUUCGAUAAAACAUGCCGGGCGAGAAACUCAUUUUCUGGUUUCGUUUGGUCCACACUUUGGAGGAUAUCAUCCCGAUGUUUUCUUGAAUCGACUUGUGAAAAUCAAGAAAGCUAUGCUACGAUUAUUAUCUCGAUCUCCUGAUGUAACUUUCUAUAUUGCCGGUAUAAUACCGCACUCACCUUGGGAAGUACAGCCGAGUGAAUGGAUAAUGUACCGGCAAGAAAUUCUGAUGAGGAGCGUUCUGGGAAAUAUGAAAGGGGUUAUAUAUUUGCAAUUUUGGGAUAUGGCAAGCGUUAUCAUGAACAAAAAAGUACACGUAUUAAAUGAUCUUUUACGACAACAAAUGCGUAUUUUCAAUUCGUAUUUGUGCUCUCCAUAAAAAGUAAUAAAAACACGGUAAUGACAUU
Molecule: messenger RNA, 1873 nt
Organism: Styela clava
Lineage: Eukaryota; Metazoa; Chordata; Ascidiacea; Stolidobranchia; Styelidae
Product: NXPE family member 4-like
Source: RefSeq, a predicted model, not a curated record